Messenger RNA from Cicer arietinum (chickpea), 1338 nucleotides. RefSeq lists its product as uncharacterized. NCBI's taxonomy places the organism in Eukaryota, Viridiplantae, Streptophyta, Magnoliopsida, Fabales, Fabaceae. The record is from RefSeq and is a predicted model, not a curated record.
AAACAUUACCACUUCAUAGUAUAGUUCAAGUGAUGAUGAGAACACCAAUUAGCAUUAAUGAUGAAAAUGGUUUGAAGAAAGGUCCAUGGAGUCCAGAAGAAGAUAAAAUAUUAGUGGAUCAUAUUCAGAAACAUGGUCAUGGAAGUUGGAGAGCUCUUCCAAGGCUUGCAGGAUUGAACAGAUGUGGAAAGAGUUGCAGAUUAAGAUGGACUAAUUAUCUAAGGCCUGAUAUUAGAAGAGGAAAUUUUUCUGAUCAAGAAGAAAAUCUCAUUAUCAAUUUACAUGCACUUCUUGGAAAUAAGUGGGCAGCUAUAGCAACACAUCUUCCAGGAAGGACUGAUAAUGAAAUAAAGAAUUUUUGGAACACACAUUUGAAGAAAAAGCUAAUGCAAAUGGGUUUAGAUCCAGUGACACACAGGCCAAGAACAGAUCACCUAGACCUUCUUAACAAUCUACAACAGAUAAUAUUGAAUGCUGCAAAUAUUGUCACAAAUUGUGACAUAAAUAAUAAUGCUCUAAUUAGGCUACAACAACUCAUGACUCUUUCUUCAAACUCAUCACAAAGUUUGAUAAAUGAUGUUUUUGGAAUUAAUAAUAAUAAUAAUACUCACUCCAAUAAUUACCUACAAAACUUUUAUGAUGGUUCCAAUAUUGGUUUUUCUUCUUCUCAAAUAAUUGAGCCUAAUUUGCAAAACUUUGAAGACCCUCUUCAGCAAUUAGUACCACAAGCAUGUAGGUAUCAAGAGUACUUGAAUGGAGAUUUUACAAAUGUUGCUGCCUCAACAAUAUCAUCAAGUUUGCUUCCAAAUUUGGUUUCAGUUUCGCAUCGAUGUGAUUCGCCUGUUAAGGUAGAAGAAGAUAACAUGAUGAAAAAUGCAAAAGAAUGUUGUAGUCCUUCUUCUACCACCUUAGAAACUUGGGGAGAUUUCAUGAAUGAGGAUGCAAAUGAUGCUUAUUGGAAAGAUUUCAUUGAACAACAUGCUAGCCAACCAUAGUCAACAUCUCAUGAAAGAUCACAGCAUUUUGUCAGCAAUAACUAUUGGGAUUUCAUGUCAUAUUAUAAGGAUCAACACAUUGUUCAUUUUGGUGCAAUCGGUUGGUUCAUAUAUAUCUAUGAUGUAUUAUUUGUCUCUUGAUGGUAUACUUUGGAGAUUGUAAUUAAUAUCAUAGGCUACACUUGAUCAUGUUAAUAUUUCCUUAAUAAUGCACUUUUUAAAUUUGUAUUAAUUUUAAGUGUGAAUGGUUAGAAUUAUGCCAUGGUGAAGAAGAUUCUUACAAUCUAUGUCAUAUAUUUUUUCCACAUAAAUUAACACCUUUAAAUUGAAUUGAUUGGGCAUA